Messenger RNA from Trematomus bernacchii (emerald rockcod), 2545 nucleotides. It is a transcript of the gene aldh4a1, whose product is annotated as aldehyde dehydrogenase 4 family, member A1. Gene Ontology annotation, molecular function: L-glutamate gamma-semialdehyde dehydrogenase (NAD+) activity. Bases 141 to 1811 code for a protein of 556 amino acids. The transcript has 15 exons. Lineage: Eukaryota; Metazoa; Chordata; Actinopteri; Perciformes; Nototheniidae. The record is from RefSeq and is a predicted model, not a curated record.
AACUAUUGUCCGGUCAGGAGUCACAAGCAGCUCAGACUUUAACCUGAGAUCUGAUCAGGUAUCGAUCCGCGUACAGCUGUAGUUCCCAGGUGUGUUCCAGGACCUACUUCUUCAUCUUUCUGCUCACCUGUCAGAGAGACAUGCUGCGCGCGAGGGCGGCUGUGAGCCUGUCAUGGAGGGGGUUGAAGACGUUCCCCUCUGCAGGCGUGGAGGUGAAGAACGAACCCAUCCUCAGCUUUAUAGAGGGGAGUGAAGAGAGAGAGCAGCUGCUGAGGACGCUGGCCGAGCUGAAGGGGAAGACGGAGGAGAUCCCGUGUGUCGUGGGAGACGAACACGUUUGGACCAAAGACAUCAGAUACCAGCUGUCUCCUUUCAAUCACUCCCAUAAAGUGGCAAAGUUCUGCUAUGCUGAUAAGGAUCUGAUCAAUAAAGCCAUCGUGGCGUCGGUGGCGGCGCGGAGGGCGUGGGACCUGAAGCCCGUCCAGGACCGAGCGGAGGUUCUGUUCAGAGCUGCAGACGCUCUGAGUGGACCUUACAGAGCAGAGGUCCUCGCUAAGACCAUGAUGGGACAGGGGAAGACGGUGGUUCAGGCUGAGAUCGAUGCGGCUGCUGAGCUGAUCGACUUCUUCCGGUUUAACGCCAAACACGCCGUGGAUCUGCAGCAUCAGCAGCCGCUGGACGCUGAUGGGAGCACCAACACCAUGCUGUACCGAGGCCUGGAGGGGUUCGUAGCGGCCGUGUCUCCGUUCAACUUCACGGCCAUCGGAGGAAACCUGGCAGGAACGCCAGCCGUCAUGGGUAACGUGGUGCUGUGGAAGCCCAGUGACACGGCGAUGUCAGCGAGCUACCUGGUGUACCGGGUGCUGAGGGAGAGCGGCCUCCCCCCCAACAUCGUGCAGUUCCUCCCCGCUGACGGGCCCGUGUUCGGGGACGCCGUCACCGCCUCAGAACACCUCGCCGCCGUCAACUUCACCGGCAGCGUCCCGACGUUCAAGCGCCUCUGGAAGCAGGUCGCUCAGAACCUGGACAGCUACAGGAACUUCCCCCGCCUGGCAGGAGAGUGCGGCGGGAAGAACUUCCACUUCGUGCACGCCUCGGCGGAUGUUGAGAGCGUGGUGAAGGGGACGAUCCGCUCAGCGUUCGAGUACGGAGGGCAGAAGUGCUCGGCCUGCUCCAGGAUGUACGUCCCCGACAGCAUAUGGCCUCAGAUCAGAGACCAGCUGCUGGACAUCAUCCGGCAGCUCAAAGUGGGAGACCCGGUUGAAGACUUCAGCACCUUCUUCUCAGCUGUGAUCGACGACAAGUCGUUUGCUCGGAUAAAGAAGUGGCUGGAUCACGCCAAGUCCUCCCCCAAUCUGAAGGUCAUCGCUGGGGGAAACUAUGACGACAGCAAGGGGUACUUCGUGGAGCCGACCAUCAUCCAGACCUCCGACCCGAAGGACGCCAUCAUGAGCGAGGAGGUCUUCGGUCCGGUUCUCUCGGUGUACGUUUACCCCGAGAAGGAUUACAGAGAGGUUCUUCAGCUGAUCGACAGCACGUCUCCCUUCGCUCUGACGGGCGCCGUGUUCGCUCAGGACAAGCAGGUGAUCGAGGAGGCCUCUGCAGUGUUGAGGAACGCUGCAGGAAACUACUACGUGAACGAUAAGUCGACCGGAUCUGUUGUCGCUCAGCAACCGUUCGGAGGAGCGCGGGCUUCAGGUACGAAUGAUAAGCCGGGGGGGCCGCACUACGUCCUGCGCUGGACGUCUCCUCAGGUGGUGAAGCAGACUUACGCCCCCCUCACAGAGUGGAAGUACCCCUACAUGGACUGACCAAUCACAGCCCAGCAUCUGACCAGCUGACCAAUCACAGCCCAGUAUCUGACCAGCUGACCAAUCACAACCCUGGAUUAGACCAGUCGACUAAUCACAGCCCUGCAUCAGAUCAGCUGACCUAUCAUAACCUAGCAUCAGACCCACCGGCCAAUCACAGCCCUGCAUCAGAUCAGCUGACCCUCUGAACACACGGGGGAAAUGGAACGCUCCCUUUAUCUCUUCCUCUGCAGUCUGAUGCCCAACUUAUGUUUAAAAUAUAAUUAGAGCUCAAUUAAGUCGAAUAAAAGCAAUAAAAUAACAUUUGAGUGUUUUUAAAUUAAAAAUGCACUGAUUCCAGCUCCUGGAUGUUUCCUCCUCUGAUGAUUAACUGGAUAUUGUUGUGUCUGGACAAUGAAAAUCAUCAUUAACACUGAAAUGAGAAUAAUAUUUUAGGUCAACACUGGAACAUGACGAGUUCCUAUAUGUUACGUCUCUAAACGCAAAGACACUGUCGUCUAUGUGCAUUUUCUAAUAAUUCAAUAACUUUUAUAGAUCGUGUCGCAGUGAAAUGUGUCCCCAGUUUCACUUCAAUAGAAAAUAAAUGUGUCUCAUGUUGACACGUCAUUAUUUUUUCAAGGAGGGCUUUUUUUUUCUUCCGUCCUCAAACGAAAAGCAGCUGAUUCACUUUAUCUUCAGAACGUGCCUCUGUAAAUUCAGAUAGUUAAUUUUGACAAUAAAUAUUAAAUUAUGAA